CAACUAAAAUCUCUCCCUAUAAAUAGUCAUUUAUUUUCCUUUUCGCCCUCCAGUAGAAGGAUGUGUUUUUGUUUGUGUUUGGGAGGUGAGAAGUAUCAAAGGAAGAGCGUCGGGAGAGAGGGAGAGACUAGAGGAAAGGUUGUUUCUUUCUACUUUGCUUGCACGGUUUAAAGAAACAGAGGAAUAAGAUUAAAUAGACCGUGAAGCAUAGUUAGAUAGAUUACGUAAAAACAUUAGACAAUGUCGGCUUACAGAGACAAAGAUCCCCGUAUUCAUGGCAUCCAAUCCAGGAUUCGUGUUGUCCCCAAUUUCCCCAAAUCAGGCAUUAUGUUUCAAGAUAUAACUACUCUUUUAUUGGAUCCUAAAGCAUUCAAGGAUACUGUGGAUUUGUUCGUUGAAAGAUACAGAGGGAAGAACAUUUCAGUCGUUGCAGGUAUAGAAGCGGGGUUUAUCUUUGGUCCUCAUGCACUGGAAAUUGGAGCAAAGUUCGUUCCCUUGAGAAAACCGAAGAAGUUGCCUGGUAAAGUUAUUUCGGAAGAGUACGAACUGGAAUACGGAAGGGAUUGUCUCGAGAUACAUCUCGGAGCUGUCGAACCUGGUGACCGGGCCUUGGUUGUUGAUGACUUGAUAGCAACUGGAGGCACUCUUUGUGCUGCUAUGAAAUUACUCGAACGAGUCGGGGCCGAUGUAGUUGAAUGCGCAUGUGUUAUCGAAUUACCCGACUUAAAGGGUCGAGAACGGUUGAAUGGCAAGCCAUUAUACGUCCUUCUGGAGUCCCGUUGAUCCUGGCUGAUGAUUCAGUUUGUACAUUAGGGCUCCAUGGAUAAUAGCUCUGCAAUCUAUUUUAUUCUAUAAAAAAAAAACUGAACUGUCAUUAGGGAAGUUUGACGGAGAAAGCAAAGACCAUAUUUCUGGGUUUAAAGAUGUAGAUUUGUUGUCACUGUAGAGAAAGAGUUGAACAUCGCACUCAUUGAUUGUAGUAUUCGUCAACAAAGUUGAAGAAAUGAGCUUAAGGGCAAAUGAAUUAAGGGUUUGAAAUAACUUGAGCAGGAAAUAAUAAUGCAAAGUUGGUUGCUGCAUUCCUUAAUCUAAGGGACAGACGGCAAAGUUUAGGAUUAUACAGCCCAUUAGUGCCCUUGCAUUUUCACGUUCCAUUUGGAUGUCAUUGUCGGCCGGUGACUGA
Hibiscus syriacus is the source of this 1183-nucleotide messenger RNA. Its product is annotated as adenine phosphoribosyltransferase 3-like. The record is from RefSeq and is a predicted model, not a curated record. Gene Ontology annotation, molecular function: adenine phosphoribosyltransferase activity. Gene Ontology annotation, cellular component: cytoplasm; cytosol. Gene Ontology annotation, biological process: adenine salvage. NCBI's taxonomy places the organism in Eukaryota, Viridiplantae, Streptophyta, Magnoliopsida, Malvales, Malvaceae.